GGAACGCGGACCCGAAGUAGCCUAACCGCUACGCAGGAUAAAUUUAUGGUUUGGACAAACCUCACUCAAACUGUAACUGUCUAUAACCAAUCCAUAGCUAAUUAUGAUUUUCGACCUGCUCGAGUCGUUCUCGUUCUCACCUACCUGUAUUUUCGCAGGAGUAGCAAUUGUUGUCGUACUCGGCGAGUACUGCAGAGGAAGAUGUCUUGCCAAGCAUAAAUUCCCGCUACCCCCUGGACCUCCAGGGCGCUGGUUCUGGGACAGUGCCAUGCCAUCGAACAAUGUGACCCAUACAAUCACACAAUGGGUGCAAACGUAUGGUCCGGUCGUCUCUGUACGUCAGGGAAAUCAAGUCUCGGUCAUCAUUGGAAGUGUAGAGACAGCCAACGAAAUCAUGGAAAAAGAAGGGAGUGCGCUCGUUGAUCGCCCCAUUGCCAUAGCUGCCGAUGAAAUGUUUUCUCAAAAUAUGCGUCUCGUUCUUAUUCGUGUCGGGUCACGGUUUCGUCGGUUCCGCAAAGCAGCACAUGUACAAUUACAACCAAAGGCAGUCGAAGCGUACCGAGACAUACAAUCUGAGGACGCAAAACAGCUUGUGUGCGAUAUUUUGAAAUCACCAGAGAAACACCAGGAACAUGUGAAACGAUUCUCAAACUCGGUCAUCCUGCGCAUAACAUAUGGCAAAUCGACGCCGACCGCGAACACGGAUCCUGAGGUAGUAGGGAUGAAACUUGUGGUGGAACGUUUUGGAAUGGUUAUGCAACCCGGUGUUUUUUUGGUUGAUCGCAUCCCUAUUCUGCGGUAUGUGCCUGGGUACGGACGUCAGUUGAAGGCCUGGUUUCGUGAGGAGCACCAACUAGGACUGGGGCAGAUGGAGCGAGUAAAAAAUGAAAUCGCAAGUGGAGUCGCUGGUCCGUCUUUCAUGCGAACACUUCUCGAGCGGCACGGGCAUCAGCUUUCGGAGGAUGAGAUGUCUUUUCUGGGAGGAAUGCUUUUUGGCGCUGCUGCUGACAACACUGCUGCGGCUAUCACCACCGCUAUCCUGGCUGCAGCUUGCCAUCCUGAGGCACAAGCGCGUGUACAAGAACAACUGGAUGCAGUUGUGGGCAAAGAACGACCCCCAUCUUUCGAAGAUAUCCAACAUCUUACUCAGUUGCAAGCAUUUAUGCAUGAAUCGCUACGCUGGAGGCCUGUCGUUCCGCUCGGGUUCCCCCAUCGUGCCACGAGGGAUAUAUUAUGGAGAGGGUUCCGGAUCCCUGCUGGCGCAACUGUCUACGGCUGUCAUUGGGCUAUCUCUCAUGAUGCAGCUGCUUUUCCUGACCCCGAAAAAUUUGAUCCCCAGAGGUGGGUCGAACCCUGCGGGAAUGUUCGUACCGAUCUCGAGUCUUUUCCAUUCGGCUUUGGCAGGCGUGUCUGCCCCGGGCAGCACCUAGCGAGCGAAUCUGUGUUAAUAACUCUUGCCUAUUUGUUCUGGGCUUUUCGAAUCUUGGAACCCAAUAAUGCGCCCAUAGAUAGGUGGGCGUUCGAAGACAAUAUUAUUGCACAUGCAAAGCCGUUUUCGGUCAUGUUUUCCCCAAGGUUGAAUGUGGGGCAUUUGGAAGAAGUCAUGGGACAAAUCUAGAUAUGUACAUCACCUUUUGAGACUAUGUGUUGUCGGAACCGUCCACUGUGGUCCGUUCCGUGCGUAUAUUCACAUGGAACUUGGACCGGCAAGCAAUGGUAAAUUGAUGGCG
Messenger RNA from Suillus clintonianus, 1730 nucleotides. RefSeq names its product cytochrome P450. Lineage: Eukaryota; Fungi; Basidiomycota; Agaricomycetes; Boletales; Suillaceae. The record is from RefSeq and is a predicted model, not a curated record. The coding region runs from base 104 to 1618 and encodes 504 amino acids. The transcript has 11 exons. Gene Ontology annotation, molecular function: heme binding; oxidoreductase activity, acting on paired donors, with incorporation or reduction of molecular oxygen; iron ion binding.